Molecule: messenger RNA, 4317 nt
Organism: Sebastes umbrosus (honeycomb rockfish)
Lineage: Eukaryota; Metazoa; Chordata; Actinopteri; Perciformes; Sebastidae
Gene: spire1a
Product: spire-type actin nucleation factor 1a
Exons: 20
Coding region: 194-2668 (824 amino acids)
Biological process (GO): actin filament network formation; intracellular transport; Golgi vesicle transport
Cellular component (GO): cytoplasmic vesicle membrane; cell cortex
Molecular function (GO): actin binding
Source: RefSeq, a predicted model, not a curated record
GGAACGCUCUGCUGCUGCUGCCAGCCUGCUGAGUCUCACACAGCGAGAGAACCGUUGGAGCUCCUCAACGGUCACACCGGAGAGAUAUCAACCGCUCACCGACAGCUCAACGUCUGACUCGGUGUUGCUCUACUGGCUCUGAUAUAUUAACGUUUUUUGUCUUUUACGUGAUGUGGUCACAAUGAACUGAGGGAUGGCAAAACGACCGGGGACUGACGACGACGGGAUGUUGACUUCACCCACCGUUCUCCGGGAUUUCUCAGCUGAUUUGACCGUGAACAUGGACUGUAGCAGCGGCAGCGACGGAACCGGAGCAGCCGCCGCGGAGGAGGUCUCUCUGGAGGACAUCCUGAAGCUGUACAGCCAGCCCAUCAACGAGGAGCAGGCGUGGGCCGUGUGCUACCAGUGUUGUCGGACUUUAGCGCAGAAGCACCGGAGGAAAAGAAGCUCCACCAAGUCUACUGCAGGUGGUGGUGGCGGUGGUGGUGGCGGUGCUUCAGCCGUCGACUACCCGAGGAAGGUGGAGGGACCUGGGGAUGUGAUGAUCGGAAGAGACGGGACCGUGAAACUGCACUUUGAAGACACCACAGAUAAAUACCAACCGGCCACGACGUCAUUAGAGGUUAUUGACUCGCUGGGUAUCAUGAUCUACAAAGCUCUGGACUAUGGCCUCAAGGAAAGCGAGGAGCGUGAACUCAGCCCGCCGCUGGAGCGCCUCAUCGACAUGAUGACCAACACCGAAAAAACGGAGAGCGACCCCUGUCCUGACGAGGGCUACGAAGCCACAGAGGAGGAGGAUGAGUGCGAGGAGGAAGAAGAAGAGGAGGAGGAAGAGGAGCCCGUCUCUGCCACCACCACCACCACCACCACCACCAGCGCAGUCAGCGCUGUUCGCAGCUAUCGAGACAUCAUCACGAUUUGUUCUUCCCACCUGCCCAGCCCAUCAGCCGCCCCCAGCCACUACCAGGCUGUGUGUCGUGCUCUCUAUGCCGAGACCAGGGAACUACACACCUUUCUGGAGAAGAUCAAGAGUGCCAAGGAGAACCUUCGGAAAAUGGAAGGCAGGACUCGGGAUGAACCUGUUAGAGACCUUGACGAGCUGCAAAAUGCAGAUUGGGCACGGUUCUGGGUGCAGGUGAUGCGAGAUCUACGAGAUGGUGUUAAACUGACGAAGGUUCAGGAGCGUCAGUACAACCCGUUACCCAUCGAAUACCAGCUCACACCGUACGAAAUGCUGAUGGACGAUAUCCGCUCCAAACGCUACAAGCUGCGAAAAGUCAUGCUGAAUGGAGACAUCCCACCGAGGUUAAAGAAGAGCGCCCAUGAGAUCAUUCUUGAUUUCAUCAGGUCGCGACCACCUCUCAACCCUGUCGCAGCCCGUAAACUGAAGCCCCACCCGCCACGUCCCCGGAGCCUCCACGAGCGACUGCUGGAGGGCAUCAAAUCUGAAAGGAAGCUCAGACCGGUCUCACCGGACAUGAUCCGCAGACACCGCCUAGUCAUGCGACCUCUUAGCACGUCUUACAGCUUUGACUCAUCAGGUGCAGGGAAAAGCUUCAGCACUCCUCAGGACUUGUUCCGCAGCUCAGACUCUCCUGAUGCACCCAGGAAACUGGCUGUCAGCACCCAGUCUCUGGGACCCAAUCAAAGUGGAGCACAGCCCCUUAGCCAGAGGAAGAGGCUGCUCAGAGCGCCCACGCUGGCUGAGCUGGACAGCUCCGAAUCCGAUGAGGAGCCCACGCGGAGCAGCUCCAGUAUGUCCACGUCUUUGAUAGAGGACACGUCGCCCGAGCCCGUCACAGGGAAGAAGGCUCCUCCAAAGUUCCUGCCUAUCUCUGCGACCCCGCAGCCAGACAAGCGUCAGUCUCCACAGAGGCGGCACUCCAUCGAGAAGGAGGCCCCCACCAGUGGCUGCUCCUUUGCUGUUCCAUCCAGACAGAGCUCCAAGUCUUUGCUGAUGUCGGAUCCCAGCGCCAAGGUGGAAGCUGCCAGUGGUGCUCAGGGCACGGAGGAGUUCUGCUACCCGGUGGAGUGUCUGGCUCUGACGGUGGAGGAGGUGAUGCACAUCAGACAAGUUCUGGUCAAGGCCGAGCUGGAGAAGUUUCAACAGUACAAAGAAAUCUACACCGCACUCAAGAAAGGAAAGGUUUGCUUUUCGUGUCGGACCAAGAGGUUCUCUCUCUUUACCUGGUCCUACACCUGCCAGUUCUGCAAAAGGCCUGUGUGUUCCCAGUGCUCUAAAAAGAUGCGGCUGCCAUCUAAGCCCUAUUCCACCUUGCCCAUUUAUUCUUUGGGCCCUAGUACAGUGGCUAAAGAAGAGGCAAGUGGAGCUGAGCCAGAGAAGCACCCGUUUGGGUCUGCACACAGCCGACACAGCCUACGCAAAAGUGUUUACAAGUUGUCUAAGCACAGCGGCAGCAGUAGCAGCAAAGACGGCCGCUCGCAGGAUGAGUCAGAGCUGCCCAAGGAGCUAACCGAGGACUGGGUCACCAUGGAGAUCUGCAUAGACUGCAAAAAGUUCAUCACAGAGAUCAUAUCAUCCAGCAAGCGCAGCCUGUGCGUGGCCACCAAACGUGCCCGUCUCAAUCGCAAAACCCAAUCCUUCUACAUGUCGUCGUCUAACUCGGUCAACUUCAGGCCCUCUGAGCGCUCCAUCAAGGAGGUGUAGAACAUUGGACUGUCCUGUGCACUUUUCUUCACGCCUCUCCCAGAGCUAAGUCGUUCAAUGAAGAAAAAGAAAAAAAUCCCCUCAAUGAAGCCAGUCCUCCCCAAAGUUAGUAAAGGUUCUUACACCUUACCCCGUCUCAGGAAAAGAUGGCACGCUAUGGUUGAUCAUGACUGGUCAGGACUAUACGCUAGCUGCCAGAUAACAAAGGAGAGCCAUGUUUCUAUAAGUCAGUGAUAAUUCAGGACACGGAGGGUAAAUUAAGUUGAUGAUGUCGCUAUUGUGAACCAGGUAAGAGAAUGUAUAUUUGACACAACAGCGGGAUCAGAUGAUACAGAAAGCCAAAAGCCACAGUGAUAAUGUGUAAAUAGUACAAAGGCCCGUCCCUAAUCUGAGUAAGUUUUCCAGUUCCUGUUUACUUCUAGCACUCAGGAUGAACAACAGAUUGUCUUUUGACAGAAAUGCACUGUAGAUCCUGCUGUCGGGUCUGUUGGGGUAGACUUCUGCCACUCCCUUGCCCCCCCCCCCCCCCCCCCCCCUCCCCCCCUCUUAUUCUUCCAGCAACAAUUAUGCCAAAUGUUACAUCAUUCAUCUUUUAGCCAGAUUAAAUACAUAUUUACUGUUCUCUCAUGUUGUAGGGGGCGACACGUUAAAGGGUGAGAAUAGUCAGAUUAUUUUUCUGGGUGGGUUUUUAGCUUUUAGUUUUAAUGUCUGUGCCUGGUGCCAAAAUGUAAUUUCUUUCUUUGAAUGCCUUUGUAGUCACGGACCUAUUGUACAUAUGUGUUAUAAACUCAACGGGGGGGACAUUUUUAGGGUAAUCCAAGAUUCGGUUUCUUGCCCUUUUCCACGUUCAGAGCUGGGCAACAGAAGCACAGAAAUGUAGGGUUAUCAAUGUGUACAUGCUGUAUAUCUUAAAUGUUCCAAAUUUAAUUUAAUAUAAAAACAAAUAACAAAGUAGAAGUAUGAUUUUUACCAUGUUUUAAGAUUUCUGCCUCUGGAGUUUCUUUAUUUGAAAUUCUUCUCUGAAACCUUUAUUAUUAUUAGUGUAAUUAUUUUUGUGUCAAUGUAAUAUUAAGAUUUUAUUUCUAUUGUAUAGUUUAUAAACUCCUCAGUGUUAAAAUACUCCUCUAAAUCGCAAAUCGCACUUUUAUUGGACCAAUUUAUUAUUUAUGUUUGGUUUUCGUCUUAAUUAAUAACAAUAAUAAUAAUUAUAAUGAUAAUUAUUAUUAUUAAAAUCUUUGUUUUGGGGGGUCCAUAGUGCCAUUUCCCAGAGUUCCUCAUGAAUGAAAAUGUGUGUGAAUGGCAGAAGGUUGUUUGUGAGAAUGGAAUAAUGGCUAAAACAAAACAGAACACUCCAUUUAAUUGAAUGUAGGCAAAUGUAUUACUGUCAUUGAAUAUGCUUUAUGAACAUUUUAUCCCUUUCAAAAGACUUUUACUCGCAGACACACACACACACACACGUAUGUUCAUAUAGUGUGUUUUGUGACAGUUGUUACCAAAUGAACCAGCCCGUUCAAUAACGACGCCAUGUUCCAGUGACACCGUACAUCUGACCAGUUUAAUUUUAGACCUCUGUAAGGAUUGUAUGCAUGCUGUUCUGUGAUCUGUUUGUUUGUAUCAAAGAAAUUAUAAUAAAACCAUCAUUAUUCUUA